This is a messenger RNA of Coccomyxa subellipsoidea C-169, 1151 nucleotides long. RefSeq lists its product as hypothetical. The record is from RefSeq and is a predicted model, not a curated record. Lineage: Eukaryota; Viridiplantae; Chlorophyta; Trebouxiophyceae; Coccomyxaceae. The transcript is spliced from 2 exons. The annotation marks the transcript as partial.
AUAAAGAUUACUAUUACCAUCCAUUGUGUGCAUUGUGCAUGUGCCACAUCCCACAUUAUACACACCGUGUGACCAGUGUAUACACUAGCUAGUGGCUAUAGUAACUGUAGCGCAUGGGAGGACUAUAUGCCCUCCACAUUACAAAUAUCCAUUGACUAGUCUAGAUUGCCUGCUCAGGAUAUCUGACUAGGCAGGCCAGUCAGUGUCGAGUGGUCUGGAGGGGGGGCCUGCCCCCACUGCUCUAUAUAAGGGCUCUCAGGUACACUUUCCGGAUUAACUCGAGAUACACUAGCACCCUGACUAUCUGUGGUUGCUAUAUGGUUUCGGAGAGUUGAAGACAACCCUCUGACAAUGUAAAAUAUGGCUCCUCGCACGAAGCUGCAAUUGCACGCUACCGGACGGCUUGGCAUGGCAGCUGCCAGCAGCCCUCGAUCUGUGACACUCAUGGAAGACCUAUUAUCUCAAGAGUUUCCUCCAGGAUAUGAGGAGGAGAGUAUGAAGCUCAAUCAGAUGAUUGAGCGGGGAGAUCUCCCACCGCAUUUCGACUCUGACCAGAUGCAUAAAGAUCUUGAGCGACAAGCCAAAGACGCUCAAGCAGCUCACGUCCGCAGUUAUCGAGUCACCAAGCAGCCGGAUUGGAGUAGCAAAUAUGCUGCUGAAUUCCUAGAGGAAACACUGAGGCGCCAUGGCCAGGCUUUGACUGAGCAUCUGAUGCACGGUAGGGCUUCGCCUGCACCCGAUCCUGAUGGUUCGGACUAUCUGGAGGAUCCAGGCGACGUGGGAUUCUCGCCGAGCUCUCUGUCAUCAGGUCACCUCGAUCAGCAGAACGUGCUGCACUCAGACGAUGACGCAGAGGCGGAAGGUGUUGCAUUGGCCUAUUCGACGUCCCCGGGCAGUGACGAAGUACCAGUAUUGGACCUCAGGCAGAUCAGCUCCCAGGAGCUGCGAGGGCAUCAGCGCCAGAGCUGUCCAUGCCGGCUGUCACCAGGGUAGGGCCCCAGCUGGAGCCCACUCCCUCCUUGGCGGCGCAAAGUCUGCUAGCAGGAACCGUUCCCAGAGCAGAAAUGCCUCGCUAUAUGGGCAUUGUGAACGAUGCGCUAGCACAGCCGUCAACUACGCAGCCUCAGUUCCCUGAUCUGGGAAGGAAACCU